UCACGGCGCCCAACGAUGACGUGUUCUUCCAGCGCCACGUCGUGAAGAAGUGUCGGCGCACUGGAGCGGUUGGAAGGUGCUGGAGGAGCCUGUCAAGGUGCUGGGUUCAAGGUUGCCUGGCUGGUGUCUAAUUGUCCUGUGCUUCUUCUGCUGGGGAAAGAACUAUGUCAUGGAUCAAGGAAGGAGAGUUGUCAUUUUGGGAGCGGUUCUGUGCCAACAUCAUAAAGGCAGGCCCAAUGCCCAAACACAUUGCAUUUAUAAUGGAUGGGAACCGUCGCUAUGCCAAGAAGUGCCAAGUAGAACGGCAGGAGGGCCACUCACAGGGCUUCAACAAACUCGCUGAGACUCUGCGUUGGUGUUUGAACCUGGGCGUCCUAGAGGUGACGGUCUACGCGUUCAGCAUUGAGAACUUCAAACGCUCCAAGAGUGAGGUAGACGGGCUAAUGGAUCUGGCCCGGCAGAAGUUCAGCCGCUUGAUGGAAGAACAGGAGAAACUGCAGAAGCAUGGGGUAUGUAUCCGGGUCCUGGGUGAUCUGCAUUUGUUGCCCUUGGAUCUUCAGGAGCUGAUUGCACAGGCUGUGCAGGCCACCAAGAACUAUAACAAGUGUUUCCUGAAUGUCUGCUUUGCAUACACAUCCCGCCAUGAGAUCAGCAAUGCUGUCAGAGAGAUGGCCUGGGGAGUAGAGCAAGGCCUGCUGGAUCCCAGUGAUGUCUCUGAGUCUCUGCUCGAUAAGUGCCUCUAUACCAACCACUCUCCUCAUCCUGACAUCCUGAUCCGGACUUCUGGGGAAGUGAGGCUCAGCGACUUCCUCCUCUGGCAGACCUCCCACUCCUGCUUGGUGUUCCAGCCUGUUCUGUGGCCAGAAUAUACAUUUUGGAACCUCUGUGAGGCCAUCCUGCAGUUCCAAAUGAACCAUGGUGUGCUUCAGCAGAAGGCCCGAGACAUGUAUGCAGAGGAGCGGAAGAGGCAGCAGCUGGAGAGGGACCAGGCUGCAGUGACAGAGCAGCUGCUGCAAGAGGGGCUCCAGGCCAGUGGGGACGCCCAGCUCCGACGGACACGCUUGCACAAACUAUCAGCCAGACGGGAAGAGCGGGUCCAAGGCUUCCUGCAGGCCUUGGAGCUCAAGCGGGCUGACUGGCUGGCACGUCUGGGCACUGCAUCAGCCUGAGGCUGGCCUCCUGCCACUUUGCCCUGCCCUCUAUCUCCAGGGCCCCACUCCCCUUUCUUUUCUUGGUGAAAGGCACCUCCCUCUUGAUGAUGAAUUGUGUUUCCUUUGCUUGGCAAGGGAGCCCCAAAGGCCAGGUCUGCUGGCCAUAGAUACCUCUGGGCUGCUUGGGACAGUGCCCUGGGGAGGGUUGAGGGUGAGAGGCUCCCACAAGUACACUAAACCCAGCUCUCAUCACCAAUAGGUUUGAAGAGCAGGAGGACCCGGCACUUCUGCUGCCUGCUCCUUCCAUCUUUUCCACCUCUACCAGUGCUUCUAGCUGCAGUUUCUUUUUCCACCAGCAUAUCCUUCAACACACAGAAUUUCAGAGAAGUCUCCCCAAAACCCUAGCCCUUUUCCCAUCCAUCUUAGCCUCUACAAAAGAUGUGGCUCCACCUUGGAUCUGCUGGUAAAUAGCUAAUAGACAGCCAGCAUUAUCUGGGCAAGGAAGGGGAGGGAGAGACAGAAAGAAAAUUUACCCAUCUGCUGCUCCUCCCCCUUGGCUCUCCACCUGGGAUUUGCUAUUGAAUCUCUACCCCCUCCCACCACGCAGUGCUGAUUGCUCACUGGAAGGCUCAGCACCCCCAAUGGCGCGCGGAAGCCAGGCGGGUGAUUACAAUCCAAUUACCUAUUGUCGACUCAGCCCACACAAGCUUUUCUCCUCCUCUUGCAGGGCAUGGGGCCAGGGCUCCACUCCCCUGUGAGACUGGCCCCCUCCAUGGCUACAGGGUAACAGAAGGCCUAUAGGCCCUGGUGCAUCUAAUCCAGCACAGGCUUCCUUCCCUGGAACACAUCAGGACCAAGAGCACAGAAACAAGCACUUCUCCCAAAUUACUGCCUCCUGCCCUCAGUAUCUCAGACUCUGCUUCCCACCUCCUCAGGCUUUGAGGCUUCUCUUGGCUUUUGACCUGGCCCCCUACGUAGGCCCUGAGACAAUUUAUUCUCAGCAUGGCAGGGUCUCAGCUUGUGAGGGCCAAGUCUGCCCAGCAGGGACAAGACGACCAAGUCAAGGGUUGUGUCCUUUCCCUUACCUCUCCCAACCAGGCCUCGCUGCAGAGCUGCUGAGAGGAUUAGUGCCUUUGAAGAGCUGUCUGCCUGAGCAACUCUGUGCUUCAGGUUCCCCAGAGCAGCGAGCACCAGCCAGUAAUAACCAAAUGCUACUCUGUUAAGUCUUCCCAUUUUACUUUCUGCAAACUGUUUCCCCAGCACCUCCCUCUAGGGGAGAGUUGGGGUCUUGCAAGCAGUGCUAAGAGCGUGCUCUAAAACCCCUAACUUCCAUAUACUCCAGUCUCCUCUUCCCCUUCCUGUGCCUGUAUACCUGGCACAAGAGACCCCUUAGCCAUCAUCCCUGCUCUUAAAAUCUAGCAUAAAUGCCAGACACUGCGAUUGAGAAGCCAAUCAAUGCACCCUUUGGCAGGUCCCCCAUGCACACCUGGCACUCCCCACUACCAAUCCCUGGCACAGGGUUCCCAGAGAGCAGGUGCUGUACAUUUUCCAGCUUUACAAUGGGGCUGUUGACAGCCUUAAUUAGGGAGGCAUGAAUUAUGCUGCUAUAAUGCAGAGCCCUACAAUUAAGGCGGGAAUGAGGGGCUGGAGGCAGCAAAUGGAAUCGGUCCUGUGAGCAUGAUUGUUGAGUCCUAUCCCCUCUGUGUGUCUGACUUUCCCUAAUACGAUCAGGGUAAGCAGAGGUGAUUAACGGGGCUGGUAUCUUUCUUCAGCCUGAGGACCUGUAUCCUGGGAAAGGUACAGAGUGGGGUGGGGUGAGGAGGGGCUGCCCCAAGAGGCACUGUAGGUAAUGGAAAUUAGUAAGGCUAAGGGAGCAUUUGCUGCCCAGGAACAGGGGCUGCAAAUAGUUAAUAUAAACUCAUUAUGGUUACUUUAUACCCAUGUGAUUUGUACAAACCAGCUAAACCCUUGCCUCAAGAAACUAGGUGGGUCCUAUUUAAAUGUCCUCCCACCUGUGAGUCAAGCCCCCCACUUGAGGAUAUUUAUCCUGUUCUUGUGUUCUCUUGGGUGUCAAAGAGAAUUUUAAAAAUUCUUAGAUGUAAAAUUUGUUUGCAAACAGUGCAACAGAAGAAGA
Camelus dromedarius (Arabian camel) is the source of this 3285-nucleotide messenger RNA. RefSeq names its product dehydrodolichyl diphosphate synthase subunit (gene DHDDS). Lineage: Eukaryota; Metazoa; Chordata; Mammalia; Artiodactyla; Camelidae. Gene Ontology annotation, molecular function: ditrans,polycis-polyprenyl diphosphate synthase [(2E,6E)-farnesyl diphosphate specific] activity. Bases 165 to 1169 code for a protein of 334 amino acids. Gene Ontology annotation, cellular component: dehydrodolichyl diphosphate synthase complex; endoplasmic reticulum. The record is from RefSeq and is a predicted model, not a curated record. The transcript has 9 exons. Gene Ontology annotation, biological process: polyprenol biosynthetic process.